Chinchilla lanigera (long-tailed chinchilla) is the source of this 2160-nucleotide messenger RNA. It is a transcript of the gene Cav2, whose product is annotated as caveolin 2. NCBI's taxonomy places the organism in Eukaryota, Metazoa, Chordata, Mammalia, Rodentia, Chinchillidae. Gene Ontology annotation, cellular component: cytoplasmic vesicle; perinuclear region of cytoplasm; caveola. Gene Ontology annotation, molecular function: protein kinase binding; molecular adaptor activity. Gene Ontology annotation, biological process: caveola assembly; insulin receptor signaling pathway; negative regulation of endothelial cell proliferation. The record is from RefSeq and is a predicted model, not a curated record.
GGUCCUAAUGCCUUUUGUAAAGACCUGCCUAAUGGUUUUGCCUUCAGUACAGACAGUAUGGAAGAGCGCGACAGACGUUGUCCUUGCCCCACUGUGUACAAGCGUAGGACACAUGUUUUCUUCUGUCAGCCUGCAACUGAGCCGUGACAACAUUUAGACCCCGGGUCUGGAGAUUGCAGAGGGUAAUCCGUCUUUGUCGUUAUAGCAUAAAGUACUACUGUUCUGUCUACUCCUCAACGAUCUCAAUCAAGGAAAGUUCUCAGAGGAGAACCCACACAUAGAAAGUAUUGGCGAACAUCAAAUAAUGCUUUUCUAGUGCAUGCCCAGGGAUUCAUUCGUAUCUUAUUUUAUAAACCAGAAUUAUUUGGUAAGUUAGCGACACUUAUUUUUGGAGACAGGCAGCUUGUGCUUUACUAAAAAAAAGGACAUACUUUCAACUGAUAAAUUGAUAGCGAUCAAGGGACACUUCUCUGAAAACACUACAGUUCUGCACACAAGUACAUAAAAAGGUGGAAUUUCUUAUUUGCUUAUACUCUUGGAGUAAUACUUUUAAAAUUACUUUGACAGACAUAAUCAUGAGAAUACCUAGAGAGGCUGUAUCUAAACAUUCAAGAUUACCGUAACAAAAGCACACAGUGAUGCUACUAAUAUCAAAUACAACAACAAAUAAUGUGAAAAUAGAUUCAUGAAAAUGUAUUCCUUUGAGGCAUACUGUUAACCUAAAGGCCUGUUUAACAAGGUGUUGCAUUUACUGUACAUUUUGUGCUUAAUAUAAAUGUUGUUCUAAUUGGAUUGCUUUAUGAUAUUUGUUAUCAUGUUGAACUGAUAUUUAGAAUGAGUAAAUAUAUCUCACACAGGUAGCUUCAGGGAAAGAUGCACUGUCUUGAUUACAAAAGCAUUUAUAUGGCUUCUGUGGAGAAGGAAUGUAAAGGACUGGCACUCUCCUUUCUGACUUUUCCAAGCAAAAUCCUGAGGUUUCAUGACUCAUUUAUCCGUCUGUGAUGUUAAAUCAUAUCUAAUUGACAUUUUGUCCUAUAGUGAGAAAUUAAAUCUAUAUUCUGCAUUCCUAUGAAUGUUUCACUUUACUUUCAUGUAAUAUCGGUGCUAUUUAAGAACAUGUUAUGACACUGGCUAUUUCUGACACUUCAGUACAAUUUCUUCUACAAUGAUUCAUAGAGAGAGACUUACAGAGAAGUUGUCGAUUUGGAGGACCCAUGCUAAUGAGCUAUAUGCAUAAAUUUAAAAUUAACAACUACAAACUUUUAAUAAGGAUAUGGAUUUUGUAACAUGAAUGAAAUUAUUCUAUAAUUUCUGGGAUGUGAGGUCUUAUUUUAGUCUUGAGUUACUGUUACUUUACAAAUCUCCUUUGUUCUGAAAUGAUAUAGGCACAUAUAAAAGUGUCUGCAGUGUGAUUUAUAUAUCUUAAGAGUGUCUAAAUGUGCAAAUUUCAGAAUUUCCCUCAGAACAUGAACUAACUUUUCUUUGGAUAUCCUCAUAAGUGACAGUUCUUCAUUCAAUGAAGAGUAAUAAGAUUUUUAAAGUUGUCAGGUUUGGUGAAUAAAAGGGAUGAUUGAACUGAAAUACUCUUGGUAACAAAUCAAAGAGAAUGUUUAAAUUAUGAAAUCAUAUCCUUUUGAAAGUGAUUAUAAAAGAGACUUUAAAAACUGCCUUAGGACAUUGUAGCAUCCUUAGAAAAAUACUCAUGAUCAUGACCUUAAACGAUUGCUACUCGGCUGUAUAGAUUUUAUGCUAGUUCAAAAGGUCAAUCAGUCUCAUGACUUUAUAGUUGUACUUUGUAUUUAAAGUAUAUGUUUAAAUAUUUGUGUGUAUUGAUUAGCAAAUGGUAUUUGAUUAAUAAAAUAUCUAUUUUAAUAAAUCAAAAACUUCAACAUUUUCAAAUAGUGAUUAGCAAGUUUUAAAAUAUGUAGUUAUAAAAUUAAACCUUCUAACUUCUAAUAUAUGAAACAUUAUUUCCUUAUGUCUGAACAAUAUUGAUUAUUUUCAAAAUAAAUUUUAUUGAGUGUUUUGAUGAAUUAUUUUAUUUCAAAGAUUUAAAUUUUGAAUAAAGUAAGUUAAAGUUUCAUAUGAAAGCCUAUUAGUCCUUUUAUUUGUGGUAAAGGCAACCGGAGAAAGAGAAAUAAUAAACUUUCUAAAAGCUCA